AUGUUCCGCCGUCCGGGUGCUGGGCGCUCUAAGGCUUCAGCAGACACUCUCUGUCAGAAGUGCCUGAAGAGAGGACAUUACAGCUACGAGUGCAAAGCAUCCGCCCAAGAACGCCCAUACAAAUCUCGGCCUUCCAGGACACAACAACUACUCAACCCCAAGCUGAAGCCUAAGCUCACCACCGAGGUACCCGAAGAUCUGCUGCGCAAGAAGGGCGUCGCAGAUGAGAUCCUGAAGAAGAAAGAAGAGGAUCGCAAGCGCGCGCGGUCGCUCUCUACAUCGUCUGCCGACUCCGUCUCCACCAUAUCAACAACCCGCUCCCGCUCCCGCUCACGAUCUCCGCCACGACGAAAGCACGAUGGUCCAAGACACCGAGCGGACGACGACAAGGGGCUACGUAAGCGUAGCAGGCGAUCCGUAUCCAUGGACUCGCGCUCGUCACGCGCAUCGGAUGUAGCAGACAGGAACACAAGGCGGCGCAUGAGCUCUUUCAGCCCUGGCGAGCGAGGGCGCCGAAGAACCAGGUCAAAGUCGAGGUCAAGGUCAGCGCGCAUGCAGACAUCACACGAACAUGGUAGAGGAGGAGUGUCGCGAAGCAUGAGUAGCAGUGUCAGGCCACAGAGCAAGAGCGCAAGAAGAGAUAGGAGGCGACCAGUUCGUCGGUACUCCGUCUCAAGAUCACGGUCGAGAAGCGCCGAUCCCAUGGAUACGUCGGACGAGCGUCAUCCACCGAAUGAAGCAUCAAGAGGCAAAGUAGGCGCCUCAUACUCUGGAAAUCGUGAACCCUCGAGGCCACUCUCACCAUACCACAGCAGUCGCGAUCGCAGUCCUAGUCCGUACUCGAAGCGCAAAGCCUCACGCCGAUCGCGCAGUCCACACGAAGCGGGGAACGGAGGACGAGUCCGUGAUAGUCCGCAUCGACCGACAAGAAAUCGCUUUGACGACCGACCGCCUGUGUCAAAUGGCAGAGCUGCGCCGCCGCCAGCACAAGCACCACCGCCUGUUCAGAGAGAGCGUAGCUUGAGUCCGUAUAGCAAGCGUUUGGCCUUGACGAAAGCUAUGCAAUCAGGGUAG
Alternaria atra is the source of this 1074-nucleotide messenger RNA. RefSeq lists its product as uncharacterized. The record is from RefSeq and is a predicted model, not a curated record. Bases 1 to 1074 code for a protein of 357 amino acids. The transcript has a single exon. NCBI's taxonomy places the organism in Eukaryota, Fungi, Ascomycota, Dothideomycetes, Pleosporales, Pleosporaceae.